Molecule: messenger RNA, 4914 nt
Organism: Lethenteron reissneri (Far Eastern brook lamprey)
Lineage: Eukaryota; Metazoa; Chordata; Hyperoartia; Petromyzontiformes; Petromyzontidae
Gene: CDC5L
Product: cell division cycle 5 like
Biological process (GO): regulation of transcription by RNA polymerase II; mRNA splicing, via spliceosome
Cellular component (GO): Prp19 complex; spliceosomal complex
Molecular function (GO): RNA polymerase II transcription regulatory region sequence-specific DNA binding; DNA-binding transcription factor activity, RNA polymerase II-specific
Source: RefSeq, a predicted model, not a curated record
AGAGUGUCUCAGUGCGUGUGGCGCUCGUGUGUUCGCCUCGUCGAGUUGCAGAUCGCGAUUAUUCACCCGUUUACUCAUAAACUUACACCUCCCCGACGGGUGCAGAGUUAAACAACAGCAACCAUGCCUCGCAUUAUGAUUAAAGGUGGCGUUUGGAGAAACACCGAGGAUGAAAUCCUCAAAGCGGCUGUUAUGAAAUAUGGGAAAAACCAAUGGUCACGAAUUGCAUCCCUGCUGCAUCGAAAAUCAGCCAAGCAGUGCAAGGCACGAUGGUUCGAGUGGCUGGACCCCAGCAUCAAGAAGACAGAGUGGUCGAGAGAGGAGGAAGAGAAGCUCCUGCAUUUGGCAAAGCUCAUGCCGACACAGUGGCGAACCAUCGCACCCAUCGUGGGCCGGACUGCUGCACAGUGCUUGGAGCACUACGAGUACCUCCUGGACAAGGCAGCACAGAAAGACAAUGAGGAGGAGCAAGGAGAUGACCCUCGUAAGCUGAAGCCUGGAGAGAUUGACCCAAAUCCAGAGACCAAACCUGCACGACCUGACCCAGUGGACAUGGAUGAAGAUGAGCUGGAGAUGCUGUCCGAGGCGCGUGCCCGACUUGCCAACACUCAGGGCAAGAAGGCAAAGCGUAAGGCCCGAGAGAAGCAGCUUGAGGAGGCCAGGCGCCUCGCCGCGCUGCAGAAGAGGCGGGAGCUGCGUGCUGCCGGGAUCGAUAUUCAGAAGAAGCGCAAGAAGAAGCGCGGGGUUGACUACAAUGCUGAGAUUCCGUUCGAGAAGAAGCCGGCGCCAGGUUUCUUCGACACGUCCGAGGAAAACUACCAGAUGCUCGAGCCAGACUUCAAGCGCUUGCGGCAGCAGCACCUUGACGGAGAGCUGCGCAAUGACAAGGAGGAGCGCGAGAGACGCAAGGACAAGCAGCGUCUGAAAAAGAAGAAGGAGUCUGACCUUCCGUCGGCGAUCCUGCAGACCUGCCGCGUGUCUGACUUCACCAAGAAGCGCAGCAAGCUCGUCCUUCCAGCCCCCCAGAUCUCAGACUCGGAGCUGGAAGAGGUGGUGAAGAUCGGGCAGGCGAGUGAGCUCGCGCGCCAGGCUGCCGAGGAGUCGGGCACCAACAACGCCGCGUCCAGCGCUCUUCUGUCCGACUACAGCGUCACGCCGAGCCCUGGCGGCCUACGCACGCCCCGCACGCCCGCCGCACAAGACCGCAUCCUGCAGGAGGCACAAAACAUCAUGGCGCUUACGAAUGUAGAGACCCCGCUCAAGGGCGGCCUGAACACACCCCUGCACGAGAGCGACUUCAGCAGCGUCACUCCGCAGCGGCAGAUUGUCCAGACGCCAAACACUGUGCUUGGAACGCCCUUCAGGACUCCAUCUCAAAGUGGAGAGGGGCUGACUCCCAGGGGUGGGUUGACCCCCAAGAUGGUGACAGCGGGGCCGGUGGGGGCGACGGGCCCAGUGGGCACCGGCCUCACCCCGGGCCGCACUCCCGUGAGGGACAAGCUCAGCAUCAACCCUGAGACAGCUGGCCUGGAAGUGGACGACCCGCGCUAUGCCAAGCAGAUGGAGCGAGAGAUGCAGCUGCAGCUGCGCAAGGGCCUGCAGGGGCUGCCCACGCCGCGCAACGACUUUGAGAUCGUGCUGCCCGAGAACGUGGACGGCGACCAGGAGCCCGAUGAGGCGCCCGAGAGCUUCGUGGAGGAUGCCUCGGAUGUGGACUCUCGCAAGCAGGCGGUACGGCAUGCCGAGCGGGAGCGGGAGCUGAAGCGGCGGCACCAGGCAGUGCAGCGCGACCUGCCACGUCCCACCGAGAUCAAUGAGACGAUCCUACGGCCUGUGGGCGUGGACCCGCCGCUGACCGAGCUGCAGCUGGCAGAGGAGAUGGUGAAGCAAGAGAUGAUCCUCAUGAUGCACUACGACGGACUCUACCACCCUCCUACCGACGAUGGCGUCGCACACAAGGGCAAGGGUGGCGCCAACAACGCAGCGCACGUCAGCUUCCUGGAGCAGCAUCAGUACGAGCCCAUCGAUGAAGCUGACCUGCAUAAGGCACGUGAGCUGCUGGCACAGGAAAUGGAGGUGGUGAAGCAGGGCAUGGGUCACGGGGACCUUUCUCUGGAGGCCUACAACCAGGUGUGGGAGGAGUGCUACAGCCAGGUGCUCUACCUGCCAUCCCAGGGCCGCUACACACGUGCCAACCUCGCCAGCAAGAAGGACCGCAUCGAGUCCCUGGAGAAGAAGUUGGAGAUAAACCGCGCACAGAUGACGGCAGAGGCGAAGAAAGCUGCAAAGUUGGAAAAGAAGCUGAAGAUCCUGACGGGUGGCUACCAGUCACGCACGAUGGCGCUCACCAAGCAGCUGGGAGAGCUGUGGGACCAGGUGGAGCAGGCACACCUGGAGCUGCACACCUUCCAGGAGCUGAAGAAGCACGAGGACAUUGCCAUUCCCCGGCGCCUCGAGGCGCUGCGUGAGGAUGUCGGCAGACAGGUGGAGCGCGAGAAGGAGCUGCAGAACCGUUUUGCAGAGCUCAUGCUCGAGAAGGAGACGCUGGUGUCCAAAGAGACUACGAACGAAAAUGAUAAUUAAUCUCACAACCCCAACCCCGCACACUGUAUUACUUUCCCACUCCCCGUGCAUCCGUGUUUAACAACAGCUCGCCUAUUUCCUGCCUUUAAAACGCAACCACAAAAACCCUCUGGUAACAUUAAAACAACAUUAACGCUUCCGUAAUUAUAUUCAUACAAUCUAAACAUGUUCAAAUAUUGAAUUAAGUUUCCCUGUGAAGCUUCGCAUGUUGUGUAAACAAGUCCUGUAUAGGCUGUGCAUCUUUUUCGUUUUUACUUAAUCUUUGCAGAACAGUUUUUUCCCUUCUUCCUGUAGCUUAUAUGUAAGAGUUUUGAUGUAGACUCCAUAGUUAUGUGAUUAUGAGCAGAGCCAAUAUAAAUUGUUGGGGGAAAUAAAAGUUUGUUAUUGUUUAUUUUGGCUUUUUUUACUGUAAAGUACCGAAUUCACAUUUAGCAAUGAAGUGGCAUGGCUUUCAUAUUGCUGUACAAUAAAACACCCUCGCUUGUGCCAAUAUGGAUAUAUUCACACAUUUCCACUGGUCCAAUUUAUACAUGCAUUGUAGGCAGUUUUAUUUGGGUUGUGGUCAUAUAAUAAUUUCUAUGAAGGUGAACACAGUAAUCAUCGCAACGGUAGUGCAAGAAGCGAUUGCAGUCACAGAUGUUAGGUCCACAUUUGUCAAAGUACACCGUCCCAUACUAAGUGUGUGUGUGUGUCCAUGGGUAAACAAGUAUUUGAAAAUUAUCUUUAUCGGGUGUUAUCCAGUGUUGGAGAUUCCACGUGGCUUUGGUGGGGGUUUAUAGCAAAAGCACAAUUCCCCCAAAAUGUUAUCUUAAUUGUGGCCUGUCUAACAUUGGUCCCAACAGUGUAAACUUGUGUGAUGUAGUUUUUAAAUAAAAUGGCAACAGUAGGCUUAUAUUUUUGUAAAUUUUGGAAAAUUCAUUAAAAACGAUGUUUAAGACUUCACUGCAAUGUGUAUCCAGAAUAAAUACUGAAAUAUGAUUUCAGCAAAGAUAACCUUUAACUUUGGGAGAGUGGCUAAGGUUUUUAAUGUCAUGGUACAGUAUAUUAUUCAAUUAUGGUGAACUAUUAUGUUUUUCAUUAUAACAAACUUCGUUGACGUAGCUUCAGAAAUGUACAUUUGGACAGUUGUAUUGCUUUGUUUAAAUAGAACAGCAUGCACUACCAGUGUGCAUCUAUCCCACCUGAGCGUUUAUGGAGUGUGCCAGUGAUGGGAUGGAUCAGAGAAGGCGGCACAGUGCAUACGACCGCAUCACCCAAGCAACAUAUCCCUGAUCCACUCGCAAAAUUUCAUCAGGAUUUAUACAAGUAGCAAUGGCUAUCUGUCAAACGUUAUGAGACCAGCACAUUACAUUUGGUUGUGGAAGCAUUUUCUUAAAACUGGUAAGCUGUAUUUUGUAUCCAGAAACCGGAGAUGUUUUAAUACGAGCGUCAAAUAUGGCCAAAUCAUCGUGAAUGCACCCACCCUCGUCACAUCUCGAGAGCGAAGAGCUCGUCUUGAGCUGGGACGGAUGGCCGUGCGUCACCCGCCUGGGCUGUUACGGGGCUAAACGGUGGCCAGCAGAGGGCAGUGCAGGAACAUCUCUGUUGUACUGUACUCCAACGUCUAUGCUUCACUCGACCAGGGUCGUAGAGGAUGGCCAAACAGCGCCUGUGCCGCGUGGGGAAGCCCUCUGCACUGGAUUGGCAAUCAGGCUGUACAUACAGAGGUGAUAUUUGGGCCAGUUAGUAUUAUUUUACAAUGGGGUUCAUGGGGAUGUAAUGCUUUUCAUAAGUGAAAUAAUUUCAUUUGUUGAUUUGAUUUGAAUAGUGCUCCCACCUUAACCACGCUGCUUACAGCUGCGUUUGCAUUGCGUCGGCUGGUAAUGUGCAUGCAUCUCACCGUGCUCCUGUGCGAAAGGAAAACAUGUAUCCUCAUACAAAUUCUGCAAAUUUUCCACGAAUGUUCUGCGGUAUUUAUAAAAGCAGAAAUUCCCAAGCUGUUCAUGCAAUCAUGUUCACCCUGGGAAUUAAAGACGCGCACUCCGUCUCCAAAACGGACAUUAACACACUGCUAGAUAAUAUGCAUUUUCACGCAUCCCGUUACCCGCGACGCUUUGUAUAAACGUGGCACGUGACAUGGUCUCGCCGUUGAAUCGUACGCAUUGCUGUUCACCGUACAUCACAAUGUGUAACUUUUAAUAUGAAGUCGGGAUAAAGUACAGUAUAUGACAUUGCCCUUGUGGCGUUCUGCUUGUGUGUGGUCAGCGCGCUUGGCAAUUUGUUUUGGCGCUGCUUUCACUGACGUGUGAUUCGUGUUUGCCGGUGCCGUUAUUAAAUUGCUAUUAAAAUCAA